Molecule: messenger RNA, 2400 nt
Organism: Trichomonas vaginalis G3
Lineage: Eukaryota; Parabasalia; Trichomonadida; Trichomonadidae
Exons: 1
Coding region: 1-2400 (799 amino acids)
Source: RefSeq, a predicted model, not a curated record
AUGGAAAAUAACCUCAACUUUGCUCCUCAAAUGAGGGGAAAGUGGAAUCUUGGUGAUCGCGAGUACAGGGCGAUUCGAAUUCUCCUCAUCCAGCUUCCCCCAGAUUGUACAGAUAUUAGUGAGCAGGCAGACAGACUGCGUCUUCUUGCCUUAUCUCACAGUAUUUGUUAUAAUCAUAUUCCAUCUUUUUAUCUUGAUCAGCCGCCAGACUAUUUUCCGUCAGAUCGUAAUGUUCCAUCUGUAAUAGUCUUCGACCUUGAUGAUUGUUUCGAAACUUUCAAGCUGCCUGGUUAUUGUGUCAUUAAUCAAAAGACAUGGAACCCGGUAGAGCUAUUCAAUGCAGAAAUAUCUAAUCAUUUGCAGCGAGCUCUUGCAUUGCGUUCAUAUUAUGAGUAUAGAAACUACAGAACUUUGUAUUUUACUUCUUUUAUUUUAGUAACAGACUUUCCAUUAACGAUAGAUCCAUUUAUUUUAUACCAUAUACCUGUUCUUAGGAACGGAGCAGUUACAAUUCGAACGAAUAUUCAAGGAAACUUAAAUUUCAUCCUUGAUUAUCCGUACAAACCGAAAGAAAACACUUAUAUAUUAAUUCCACCACAUGAGCAUGCUUUUAAGGUCAUGGCAUCUGAUUCAAAAGAAGCUAUCCUUAAAUAUGUCGACUUAACAGAACGAGUUAUUCAAUGGAAGGAAACUCCAUUCGUUUACAUGACUUCUCCUAACGUUUCCAUUGGAAAAUAUUAUACAGACAAUCCAACUAAAACUAACAAAGCCACUUCUGAAGCUCCUAAAGUAGAGCAGAAAAAAAUAUUAAGCAAUUUUCAACCAGAAAACUUAAUUGAAGUUAGCGAAAAAGAUAUUGAUGACUUCUUUCAAAAUAUUUACGCUGAAAAAUCCGAUGAUUCUACUGCAAACGGAAAAGAUGAAGAAUUAUACUUAGCUUUUCCUGAUUUGACGCCAAACGACGUAAUAUCAGAGUUAAUAGAGAACCCUGACGAAAGGAAAUGCGUUGCCAAAGCUCUUUCUACCCCAGAAAUUUUCCCAGAAAAACCACAAGUCAUUACAUUACUUGUAGCCAACUUUUUGUCAACCCACAGAUUCGACUACGGUUUCGGCUCAACAUCUCCGCCACCAGGAACUACAGAUUUCGCUGAAUAUUCCGAAUUUGAAUAUCAGCAUUUAGGAACUCCCCAAGUUUGUGUCCUUCAAGAUCGCAGCGUAAUUAAAGUAGAUUCGACUCGCGUUGUCUUUGAUUGGGACGAAAAUCUUUAUCGUCCGAUAUCCGGACCGAAAAGUGCUUCAUAUGUUGUUUUCUACGACAAGCAGUUCACGGAGAACGAUGUUCGCACGUUUUUCAACCAACUUAAGAACAUUUACACCAGUUUCAAUUUUGGCGAAUUAUUUGAGUAUCCAAAAGGAGCCUCGUACUUCUCCUGCACUCCGGAGCAGAUCCCACAAGCCGUCGAAACCUUCUUCAAGCAGAAAAUCCAAACACAGUUCCAAAACGAGCCAUUAAUGACAUUUAUUGUCGGAGAUCCAAUUUUUUCAGCCGAUUUUAAUCCGCAUUCUAUCGUUUCCUACAUCCGACCAUCGGCCAUCCACUGUGCAGACACCACGGAGAUAAAGACUAUUGCAUUUGUCGUUUACUCGCGUGUUAGAGUUUUCACUCCACGGCCUUUCGGAAUGGUUUUCCUGGCGAACAAAGAAAUUGCAGCUUGUUUCUUCGGAUACAGGUAUCAGCCUCCGUCUUUCCUCACUACGAACGAGCACGUCGAGUUGGGAAUGCACGUGUGCUGGGACCUGAGGGUAGGAUUAACAGCAUGGGUCGAUGAAAUUGGUGCUGUUAUGCAUGUUUUACCGGUUUCAAAUAUAGACAGACUCUUUCAAUUUUUGAGAGAACAAACAUCAUUGUUUAAUACAUCAAAAGUUAGAAUAACAAUAUCUAUAUUAGCUGAAGGUAUUUCCAAACCAUUGCUCGAUGAACUCAAGAUGAAAUCCAUGCAACUGAAUUUGCCAAUAACCGUUUUCUCUGUUUAUCCAAGUGCUACGAUACAAGUUUCGUUUAAAGAAGAUUUCAAGGACGAUGUCAUUGUUUACUGCGAUGUUGAGUAUGUUGAAGAGGUCUGCCCUAACCCUGCAAAGCCUUACGCUACUUGUUUCGUUGUCUCAAAGCAGGAACAGCCUUAUUCGAUAUCUUUGUUCACAGAGUCUUUUGAUCCGAGAAUGACUUUGUUCGAUUACGCACAAAAUAUGUCUCAUCUUUCUUGGCUUUCCGUCAAACCAACAAUGGAAGGAAGAACAAUUUCAUACCCACCACAUAUGAUGGCUUUGCUAAGAAAGGGUAAUGGACCUGUUGCUCAGAUUAGUCAAUUAGAAUUCUUACCUUCAAAGGAAAAGAUUUAA